AUGCCUAGCGUCGUCGAGCAAGAGCCAAUUACUUACGACAUCAAUAUCCCAUACAAAGAUAUAGAUGAUGACACGCUAUCAAGAAUCAAGUAUCCUGCAUACAUGCCAAACUGGGACAAGGUUUGGUUCGAGCCUCUUCCCCCAUUCGAAUUUCAAGAUCCUGCUCUCCGAGUCAAAGACAUCUCGCUGCCGGAGCUUCAUAAGGCGGGCCUAAAGCUGUCGCACAUCACACCGAAACUCGGCAGUGUCGUGUCCGGUAUCCAGCUGAACGAGCUGUCUGACGGGGCAAAGGAUGAACUGGCCUACCUUGUCUCUCAAAGGAAGGUCCUUGCCUUUGAGGACCAAGAUUUGAUAGACGACGGCCCUACCAUCCAGCAGGAGUUCAUGAACUAUUUCGGCAAGCCGAACUACCAACCCGUUUCCGGUAGCAUCAAAGGGCACCCCGGUUUUCACGUCAUCCAGAGAGAUGGCAACAGGGAGGAGCUGACCAAGUUCCUCGAGCAGCGCCCGACCACAACGCUCUGGCACCAAGAUGUCUCCUACGAGAUCCAGCCACCGGGCUACGUCAUGCUUGGGUAUCUUCAGGGGCCGGAGGUCGGCGGCGACACCGUCUUUGCUGCCACUGACCAGGCGUACCAGCGCCUUUCCCCCGUGGUACAGGAAUUCGUAGACAAGCUGCAAGCCGUGCACACGUCGGCCAAGAUGAUCAACCACGCCCGCAUCAGCGGCGGACUCUACCGCAAGGACCCGGUCGAGACCAUCCACCCGGUGGUGCGCGUACACCCUGUCACGGGGGAGAAGUGCCUGUUUAUGAACGCCGAGUUCGUGACCAAGAUCGUUGGGCUCAAAGAGCCGGAGUUCAAGUUGAUCCAAGACUUCCUCAUGCAGCAUGUCAUUACAGGCCACGACUUCCAGGCGCGUGUGCGUUGGAGCCCGAGGUCUGUGGUCAUCUUUGACAAUAGGAGUUGUCUACAUACUGCCGUCGUCGACUACAUCAACGAGGACGACAGCGUCAAAUUGAGACACCUGUUUCGUCUUGCAGCCAUGGCGGAGAAACCCACCCCCGUGAAGUUGACUUGA
This is a messenger RNA of Neoarthrinium moseri, 1080 nucleotides long. RefSeq lists its product as uncharacterized. The transcript has 3 exons. The record is from RefSeq and is a predicted model, not a curated record. Lineage: Eukaryota; Fungi; Ascomycota; Sordariomycetes; Amphisphaeriales; Apiosporaceae. The coding region runs from base 1 to 1080 and encodes 359 amino acids. Gene Ontology annotation, cellular component: cytoplasm. Gene Ontology annotation, molecular function: 2-oxoglutarate-dependent dioxygenase activity.